AUGGAAUUCGAAGGGGAUCCUUGGAAUAUGAAAAAUGAUUACAGAGGUUCCUCCAAGUUGUAUAAGUUGGGAAUCACUGAAUUACAGGCAAGACACAAUCGUAGAGUUGUGUCGAGGGAUAACCUGAGAUCAAAGGCCCAAACUGUCCGGUCAGUCAGCAAUCUGGGUGAAUCCGCAGCUCGCACUUACGCGAACGUCCUCCUCUCCACAACAGUAGUAUCUCUCGAAUCACAAGACGGAGCAGGUGAAAUGUUUCUCAUAGGGAAAGGCGUCCUCGUUAUUUCCUCGUGUUUGCUCUUCUUGGUGGCUUCGAGUUCGCCAAGAAAUGUUUCCCCUCCUGUCAUCAACCCAGGCUGCACAACAUCAUGCUCAGAGCCAUGGGUAGUCCACAUUAAAGCUGAUGGGGAGAAUGACACGAUCCACCACAUCUGGGGUAUGCAUGCUGCCCCUUCCUUCCUCUUUGCCACAACAGAUUUGUCCUCUGAGCUGAAAGUCAACUGGAAGAAAUUGCAGGCAGGAGAAGAGAAGUCGAUACAGUUUGAUUCUCCACCAAAUUACGUCUUUGGAUUUGCUAUACCCAAUUUGAUACUCUUCAAUGACGUCAAUGAUACAGGCAAAUUGGACGGUAUCCCUGCUGAAGAUCGGCAAGUUGUUUCUAUGUCAGAGUUUGAGUGGGAGGUGCAAGAAACCUUCAACGAUUCAACUCGAGAGGCAGCAGUGAUAUUCAAGACUUCAAAGUUCAGGGGAGACCCCUUGCCCAAUGACACUCACAUCAGUAUUCAGAUGGCAGCUUAUGGUGUGGAUGGUAGAAGCACAGUGUUACCACACCUCAUUAGAACACCUGACUCUGCUCAAUUUGACAUUGUGCUGGAUCACCUCUUUCUGAAUUUAAACUCAACAGAAGGAAUAACUCUUGAGAAGAAGCCAGACUAUUAUCCAAUGAGUGGUUUUGCAAAACCUCGCUGGGCCUUUGAUUUCUUCUUGUUUAGUUCAGAGAAAGCAGAUGGAAAGACAAUACAAAUUUCAAAACAAAAGUCUCUUGAUGACGAAAAUACUCCUGGAGUUUUUCAUUUGGAUGAGAUCACCACACCAUUAUCUCGGGCAGGAAGUCAGGGAGGUUACCUUCAGUGGCGGCCAGUUAGCUACCUCACCAGUGAUCGUGACAUUAAUUUUUCCACUUUUCCCAAUAUCAAUGAGACUUUUCCACUUCUUGAUAACAUUACACUUGCAAAGUCCUCUUUGGCAUAUGCACUGCUUGGAGAGGACCUGUUGACAAGAGUCACAGCCACAACAACAGUAGCAUUUGGUCAGCCAAAAGACAACUUCUACACUGGCAAUAACUACACAACAUGGACUGUGGCUAUGGGGCAAGGUUCCCCUCCCGUAGAGUCAUUUUCAACCAUGGUAAUUAUCGUCAUUAGCUUGGGGGUUGGCAUCCCAGUGCUUAUGUUCCUCAUUGGAGGUAUUGUGAUAGCCUCACGCAGGUGUCGUCAGUCAUCUGAUCAACUCCUGCUGAAUUAGCCCUGUCAACUUUUUUGUAUAAUUACCCCACAAAGAUCUUUAUGGAUUUAUUGUUAAAUGGUCACUUGUAUUUUCUUGCUCUUUUUUUCUUUAUUUGAUAUACUUAUAACAUAUAUCAAAACUUAUGAAAUUAUGCCAACCUUAAAUGAUAAAUUAGUUCUCAUGAAAAUAAGUGCCUUUUGAGAUUGUUGCAUGGUUUUGUUAAUGUUUCGAUACAACAGACAGACUUGAUACAACUCCAGGUGUUAUAGCUGGGUAAGCUUUGUAGAAAUCAUCUUUAAGGUUUGAUAAUGUUAGCACAUAACACCCAAACCACUCGCCAAAUGAUGGCAUUUACUAUGCUUGAGUGGCUGUUUGUGAGGUCACACAGUGCUAGUUCUGUGGUUCAGUCAUUGUUUGCUUUGCAUCUGGAUUCCCAAUAAAUGAUAGUAUUCAGCCAGUUUUGUAAGACUGUAGCUUUGAAUGCAGGGGUACAGUUUACAUCUCUAGUGUCCCUUGUCUUCAAUAUACAUCCGGAAUGGAUUAAUACCAAAUUCACUUGAUAUGGUAUUUUUACAUGUUACUAGAAUACUAAUAGAAAUUAAAAAGUAGCAGUGAAUAAUUACUGAAGUUUUCCAGAUUUUAGCACUUAGUAUCUGGGUCUUUCUAAUUCUAAAUUUCUGAAUUUCAUUCUGCAUUAAUGUAAUUCACUGGGAAACUUUAUUUUUAUAUAAUUGAUUUUAAUAAUUAAUUGGGAUAUACAUGAUUUAGAAGCAGGUAUAAAAAACAGUGACAAACAGUGACUGUAUAUGGUUCUUCAUAUAUAUAGGGAUUAAUUAAAGGUGCCUUAACAUCUUGAUGAAAAACUAGCAUUAGGUAUAUGAGAUUCACAGAAUUAGUGUAGGAGUGUUUGACCACCUUUACACAGUAGUAUUAUAUAAUAGUAUUGCCAUGGUGUUGACAGUGAUAGAGUUUAUAUAUUAACCUUAUUUUAGUAAAUUUCCUAGAUCACAGAAUUAGUAAUGUUUAAUGGGACCAAUAGUAUAUUAUUGUAUUUACUAACCAGGCCACAUUAUUGCUAGUCAGAACUUUUACAAUUUAGAAUUAAUCCAUUGGUGUCAGUAGAUGCACCGACUGCUAGUUUUCUUUUGUCAUUUUUUUUACUCAUAGAUAGCUCCUCAAGUGCUUAAUCACCAAGUAAUCAAUUACUAGGGAUACCUGAUCUUACCUUUUUACCCCAUUCUUUGAAAUUUUGAAAACAAAAAAUUGUAAUACUAUUAUUAUUAUUAUUGACAUCAAUCUUAACAUUUAUUAUUGGCAUCAUCAUUUUUAUGUUAUCAGUAGUACUACUACUAAAAAAAAAAAUUAAAAAAAUUGGUAACCAAGCACUUGUAGGGCCAGUUAAGUGUAAACAAAACUAGCAAAUCCAAAUCACCGUGGACAGGGCAUAUUGGCACAUAUAUAUGCCUUGCUCACAUGCCCUUCCAUCAUCAAAGGGUUAAUGGAUCAUGUAAUUUUUUUUUUUUUUUUAAAUAUUUUGAAUACCAAAGUUGACCUAAUAAGCCUAGUUCUAUAUCUAUGAUUUGAAAACCACAUCCCAGGGAACAGUAUGUGUGCAUGCAUUUUUCUUGUUUCCCGUCUGUCUUUUAUUAUUUUCCAAAUGGAAGUUUUUGAAGAUUAACUUAGUUGGUGUCAUAUGCUCAGGUGCUGUCAUCUGACAGUUGUGUAGAGUGAAUCAGUUCCUUAGAUUACUAUCAUUUUCAUUUAAAAUAAUUUUAAAAACAAAUGGUUGUGAUUUAAAAAGUUGGUAUGUCAUUUGAAAGCACUUGCUUUAUCAACCCGACCUGAAUUUUUUACAUAGAUCAGUACAAUAUUUAAAGUUUUUUUUUUUUGUUUUGUUUUUUUUGUAUAAUAUGGUUUAACUUUUAAUAAGUAUCACACUUAAUCUGAGGGCUUUGUUAUUUUUUCAAAAGAUCAGAGGUUGUAAGAAUAAUGGUGGUGUAUGCAGUUGAUGUGAUGCCAGUUUUGUUUAUCUAAAAAAUCUAUAUUCCAUACCCUGUGUUAAGAUACUGUGGUUGUUUGAUCUCAUGAAAGGGAGAGUAAUCUAUGUGGGAAAAAACAUAAACCAUUUUAUUGUAACUUAAUGAGGUGAUAUUUAUAAGAAAUGCAUUAUUAUAUUUUAGUACAGUUAGGAGUCCAUAUUUCUACUCAUAGCGGAUCUAUAAGUUUGUCAUAUAUUUGUCACCUCUUCAUUGUCUGAAUAGUAAGCACGCUGUUCCUCUAAACAGUUCCUUUUGGUUAGUAUGGCUUUUAUUGGGAUCAGGAGUGUUUUAUCAAGUUCAAUUACCAAGUACUGGACAUCAUACCCUACUAAAUUACACAAUGCUUAAUCUCCCUGUAGGAUUUUUCCAUGAUAUUUCUCCAUAAAUAAAUGUGAUAACUGUAUGGUUCUCAUGUGAUAUAUGUUAUGACUUACAUCUGAGGUGUAAGCUUCUGUAUUGGAAGCAGUUAGUAUGCCUUAGUCUGCUUCACAAUUUCUUGAAGGAAAUAGUAAAGAAAGAAGUAAUUCAAUUUGCUUUUUGUAUGAGCAAAUCUGUUAAAUAAGUGGUAAUAGCUAUGGUUGUCUAUUUUCUUUGUUAUAUUUUCAGGAGGUUGAAAUGAUGUACAGAUGUAUAGUUCUAUAAGGGUUGCUAACCUGAGCCUUUGGAUAGCUACAUCUUUGUUUGUACUAUUUUGAAAUCAGAAACAUAUUCAUCAAUCCAUGUAUAUUAACAGAUUCACCUCGGUAUUAUGCACCCACCCCCUAAAAAGUAGGCACAUUUACUUGUCAUGGCCCUUACCCAAAGAAUUAUUUCUACACUUAUUACUCAUUUAUCCAAGGGUUUAAAGACCACUGAAUUAUGUCAUAUCCAUUUAAAACUAUCCAUAAAUGUACUUACAAUAAAUCAGUGACAGGUGGCACCAACCAUCUGCAAGUCCAUAUCAUGUUGGUACAUAAACCUCAGAGGUUUCUCUAUUUACACCACAUAUACAUUCCAUAGAUGACAGAUUUACUUAGAUUUACUAUUCACAUCUUUAAUUUGAUUGAAGAUAUUAUGAGAAGUACUAUCACUGUCUAAUGUGACAUGUCUUUAUAUCAUCUGUUGCAUUCAUUUAUAAAGUAAUAGCAUAAUGUUUAAUGAAGUUAUAAAGGAAUAUGUAUAUUCUGUAAUAAAAAUUAUAAUUUUA
This is a messenger RNA of Penaeus chinensis, 4728 nucleotides long. Its product is annotated as glycosylated lysosomal membrane protein-like. The transcript has 11 exons. Bases 1 to 1521 code for a protein of 506 amino acids. Lineage: Eukaryota; Metazoa; Arthropoda; Malacostraca; Decapoda; Penaeidae. Gene Ontology annotation, cellular component: lysosome. The record is from RefSeq and is a predicted model, not a curated record.